AUGGGCUUCACCACUGGAUUCACCGGCGGUGUGACCGUAACCCUAGGCGUAGCCUACCUCACAGUCCUCGCCCACCAACGCAACCGCGAAAGCCAGUCCCACACCCUCCGCACCCAACACCACGUCCUCUCCUCCCUCCUCGAGCCCCAAAUCCGCAUCCCUCCGCCCCUGACACGCGCCGAACAGGCCGUCAAGGACCGCGAGACGCUCCUCACCUCCGCCAAAGACCGUUGGAACCGCGAGGUAGAGAACGCCGUCCGCUGGGCGCAGCGCACCGACUGGGGCGAGGUGCGCGAGGGUCUCGAGAGCGGCGCCGCGCGCUUCUGGGGCGGCACCAUUGAAAAGGCCGGCGAGGCGGAGCAGGCCGUCGAGAAGAGCGCCGUCCCGCUGGCCAAGGAGGCUUCGGCCAAGGGCGCUGCCGCUGCGGAGGCGACCGGCGCGGAGGUCAAGAAGGAGGCGCGCAGCGCGUGGGAGCGCGCGAGGGAAAAGAGCCUCGCUGCCGAGGAGGCUGCGCGCGCCAAGGCCGCCGAGGCGAAGAAGCUCCUCGACGCGAAAGCCGCCGAGGCCAAGAAGAUUGUCGACAGCAAGGCCGCCGAGGUCAAGGCCGUCGUCGGCGACGUGGUGGACAAAGGACGGCAGCAAGGGGAGGCGGUGCUCGUGGCGGCGAAGCAGGCGGCGGGCGUGGCCGAGGACAAGGUCAGCAUCAAGGCCGACGGCGCGGUGGCGCCCGCGACGACGCCGGUACAGAAGGCGCUGCACCAGCGGUACGAGAAGCCGAGCGGAUUGACCAAGAGCGUCAAGGAGGUGCUGGCGGAGCGGUACCGCAAGAUGGACGAGCAGGAUAAUACGCAGCUUCGGGGUAUUUGA
Colletotrichum tamarilloi is the source of this 867-nucleotide messenger RNA. RefSeq lists its product as uncharacterized. The transcript is spliced from 2 exons. The record is from RefSeq and is a predicted model, not a curated record. NCBI's taxonomy places the organism in Eukaryota, Fungi, Ascomycota, Sordariomycetes, Glomerellales, Glomerellaceae. Gene Ontology annotation, biological process: cristae formation. The coding region runs from base 1 to 867 and encodes 288 amino acids. Gene Ontology annotation, cellular component: MICOS complex; mitochondrial crista junction.